AUGAUUGACAAGGGGAUACAGUUCAAUACUUUGAUCGCGAAAUGUACUAUAAAUUUUCUUUAUUCAAGGAUCUUCAUCCAGUUACUAAAUAAUAGUUUAAUAUAAAAAAAAAAAACCGAUUCAGAUUUUUUAUAUUCCACGUAUCUAAUUAUCAUUCAUCUGAAAAGUGUAGUAUAAUUUGACACAAUAUAAUUGCAAUCGUUGGAGACGUAUUGUCAACGAUCGUGUAAUGUUAUUCGUAUCAGUGAGUCGACCGAAUCGAACCUUUGGAUAUGGUCUGGGAGGAAGAGGAGGUCGAAACCACGUGGCAGGAGGUGUCGACCUUCUACAGAUACGGAUUGAAGACUAUUUCGUGCAGUCAGUACGAUUGCCCUGAACGUGGACCGGUCUGUUACACCAGGAUCGAUCCGGGGAAAGAAGCAACGCCAGCGUUGGGACUCGAUUUUCCUCCGUUAAUUUUUCAGAGUCUUUUCUACGUGCAAACGAAAAAAGCCGAAGUAAAAAUGCCGAGCGGGAACUUGGACAAACCCGUGAUCGAGGACAAUCGAGACGGCACUGUGUCGAUCAGGUACGAUCCAAGGGAAGAAGGACAACACGAGCUUGCAGUGAAAUUCAAUGGCGAACACGUUCAAGGUUUGUGCCAUUUUUCAAUAUAUACUUUUAAACUCUUACAUUUAAAUAAACUAUCAAAGGAUCGAAUUUACGAAACUUUUGAAUCUCUUAUUUUAUUUGAGGGAUUCUUUCUUAAUAUACGUGUUUUAUGAAUUAGGUUCACCGUUCAGAUUCCACGUGGACUCUUUAGCGAGUGGCUACGUGACAGCGUACGGGCCAGGUCUGAUAUACGGUGUCUGCGGUGAACCAGGAAACUUCAACAUCUCUACAAAGGACGUAGGACCUGGUGGUCUCUCGCUCUCCAUCGAAGGACCGGGCAAAGCAGCGAUCUCCUGCCACGAUAAUAAGGAUGGCACAAUUUCGGUUUCUUACUUACCAACCGAUCCCGGGGAAUAUAAAAUCGGCGUGAAAUUCGGUGGCAAGCACAUUCGCGGCAGUCCUUACGUUGCUAAAAUCACAGCAAACCGACCAAGGAAUUAACAUUGCGAUAAAAUCUCUUGCAGGCGAGGGUCGCAAGAGGAACCAAAUCUCGGUCGGUUCGUCCAGCGAGGUCCAACUGCCGGGCAAAGUGACAGACUCUGACAUCAGAUCCUUGAACGCCUCGAUCACGGCCCCGAGCGGCCUCGAAGAGCCAUGCUUCCUGAAGACGUUACCAAACGGCAACAUGUGCGUGUCGUUCACACCUCGCGAGGCCGGCCCUCACACAGUGGCGGUGAAGAAGAUGGGCAAACACAUCUCUAACUCGCCGUUCAAGAUCGACGUGAAGGAUCGCGAGGUAGGUGACGCGAAGAAGGUGAAAGUCUCCGGGCCCGGCCUGGUCGAGGGUAAAACUCACGUGGAGAACAACUUCUCCAUCGACACGAGGAACGCUGGCUUCGGUGGUCUCUCACUGUCGAUCGAAGGGCCGAGCAAGGCUGAGAUCCAGUGCAAGGACAACGAGGACGGGACACUGAACAUCUCGUACAAGCCGACCGAGCCUGGUUACUACAUAGUGAACUUGAAGUUCGCCGACCAUCACGUGGAGGGCUCGCCGUACACGAUAAAAGUGACCGGCGAGGGUAGCAAUCGGCAGAGGGAGAAGAUCCAGAGACAGAGGGAGGCUGUGCCCAUCACCGAGGUUGGCAGUCAGUGCAAGAUAACGUUCAAGAUGCCUGGCAUCACGUCGUUCGAUCUCGCGGCGACGGUCACGUCGCCGGGAGGCGUCACCGAGGACGCCGAGGUCAAGGAAGUUGAGGACGGCUUGUACGCGGUUGCUUUCGUGCCGAAGGAGCUCGGCGUGCACACGGUUUCCGUUCGUUACAAGGAGAUCCAUAUCCCCGGAUCACCCUUCCAGUUUACCGUGGGACCGUUCAGGGACAGCGGUGCGCACCGGGUGCACGCCGGUGGCCCUGGCUUGGAGAGGGGAGAACAGGGUGAACCGUGCGAGUUUAACAUUUGGACGAGAGAGGCCGGAGCUGGUACUCUGGCUGUUUCCGUGGAGGGACCCAGCAAGGCUCAGAUCGACUUCAAGGAUCGGAAGGAUGGCAGCUGUUACGUUAGCUACGUGGUUUCCGAGCCUGUAACAUUUGCACAUUUGGAAUUUCCAGGUGAAUACAGGGUAGGAAUAAAGUUCAACGAUCAGCAUAUUCCCGAUUCGCCUCACAAGCUUUACAUAUCACCGGCGAUGGGCGACGCUCAUAAGCUGGAAGUGGCGCAAUUUCCGGAAUCCGGCGUGCAACCAGACAAGCCAGCCACCUUCCUCGUUCGCAAAAAUGGUGCCAAGGGUGAACUUGACGCGAAGGUAUAUCAUUUCUACGCUGUUCAACUCACGUCGCAACGCGUAUUUUUAGGGGGCCAUUAAAAGGCAUCGUUUGGGAUUAAUUUUUUUUCCCAUUUUUAUUUGCGCUUGUGUUUGUACAGAAUAUCGUUCGCUGGAUUAUUGACUUCAACAUAGUCAAUUGAUUACAAAUUGUAAUAUAAUUUUCAGAUAAUCGAUUUCCAACAAUUUAUUACUUGGCUUUCUCUGUGCAUCUUAACACUUCAUUGCUGUUACUGUGUACACUGA
Molecule: messenger RNA, 2656 nt
Organism: Heterotrigona itama
Lineage: Eukaryota; Metazoa; Arthropoda; Insecta; Hymenoptera; Apidae
Source: the annotation of a GenBank genome assembly